AAAAAAUAAAAAGAAAGAGGUAUUUUGAUUUCCUUUUCUUCUUCUCAUAAACUGCAAGUUCUAUCCUCCGGGAGCCUGGAGCAGCGGCGUGCGUGAGAAUUCUUUGUGAGACUGACCCUUGACAAGGACGGAUUUCUUCUACACUUAUGGUACACUUUCAUCCCUCUGAGUUGAACAUUAAAGAAGUAUAACAACUCGAGUUGAAGAUUUUGAUUUCUUCUGCUGGAGGAGGAAUAUUGGAGAUUUCAGGACGAAAAGACGACACGGGGUCAUAAGAUCUCAUCUGGGAACCUUUCCAAAGCGGUUCAUCCAACAUCAAGCCGAAUAACAUCCUCUAUAAGAAGAGAUAUACACACAAGAGAAAAAAAAAUGGCUACACUCACGUCCCGAAUCACCCUCAAGGGAGACGAGCCCGCCGGCCCCGAAGACUAUCUCUCCACGUCCCUCGGCGUCAUCUUCCCCGACGACGUCACCAACCAGCACGGCGACGCAGAGCACUCCCUCAUCUACGCCUCCCCGAAGCUGCCCAAGCCCUUGAUGAUUGAGCUCGCCGAGCCCGAGGGCGAGACGGACCGCCGCCUGUUCAGCCACUACCUGUGGAACGCAUCGCUCCUGCUGGCCGAGUUUAUCGAGCGGGAUUCCCUCGAGACAACAACAUCAGAGGCCGAGGCCGAGAUGAUUGGACUGGGCGAGGGACUGAGUUUCGACACCAGGGGUCUGGCAACGGUGGAACUGGGCGCCGGAACGGCCCUGCCGAGCAUCAUGGCCGGCCUGCUCGGCGCAAAGAGCGUCACCGUGACGGACUAUCCCGCGCCGGCAGUCAUGAAGACGCUGCGCGACAACGUCGCCCGCAACAUCAAGCCCGACCUCGCACCCCUAGGCGCCGCCAGCCUCCCCGCCGUCACGACCGACAUCACCGUCGAGGGCCACGAAUGGGGCGUCUUUGGCGGCUCUUCUUCUUCUUCUUCGUUCCCGGCCUCCCACGCCCACGCCGCCGACCGCCUCUUCGUGGCGGAUUGCCUCUGGAUGCCCUGGCAGCACGCCAACCUGCGCCGCUCAAUCAACCACUUCCUCAAGAGGACGGGCUCGGCGCGGGCCUGGGUCGUGGCGGGCUUUCACACGGGCCGGGCCAAGAUGGCUGGGUUUUACGACGCCGACGCGCUGCGCGACGAGGGCGGCGUGGAGAUUGAGCGCAUCUGGGAGCGGGAUUGCGAUGGCGUGGAGAGGCCGUGGGAUGUGGAGAGGGAGGAUGACAUUACGGUGAGGAAGAGGUGGCUUGUUGUUGCGGUGUUGAAGAGGUGUGAGGGGAUGAUUGAGGGUUAG
Messenger RNA from Trichoderma asperellum CBS 433.97, 1323 nucleotides. Lineage: Eukaryota; Fungi; Ascomycota; Sordariomycetes; Hypocreales; Hypocreaceae. The record is from RefSeq and is a predicted model, not a curated record.